Molecule: messenger RNA, 3574 nt
Organism: Meleagris gallopavo (turkey)
Lineage: Eukaryota; Metazoa; Chordata; Aves; Galliformes; Phasianidae
Gene: KL
Product: klotho
Biological process (GO): carbohydrate metabolic process; fibroblast growth factor receptor signaling pathway
Molecular function (GO): hydrolase activity, hydrolyzing O-glycosyl compounds; fibroblast growth factor binding; fibroblast growth factor receptor binding
Source: RefSeq, a predicted model, not a curated record
AUGCUGCUCAUAAAUCUUGAUGUACAGCUUUCCAGUGCAAUAACUCUGCCUCGCACUCUGCGGACGCCCUCAAUCUUUGACUUUACGAAGCAUUUCACAAACUCAAACCAGCCCUAUGUUUGCACUCUCCAAGUGUAUGUGCGGCUACGGAGCGGUGCCGCAGGCGUGACCAGACGUCCCGCAGCACUGCACGGCGCCGACCCGCUGCUCUCACCCGGGGACGGGAGCCCCGGGAGCAGAGAGGAGCUCCAGAAGCCACGGCAGCGCCUGAAACGAAGCUGUCCAUUUUUCUCUGGGACUUACGGUCCUCUCCACAUGCAAACCCCCCGAGGAACGCACCUGAUCCUGCCACGGCCUCAUAAAACCGACGGCGGCGGCAGUAAAAAGGAUUAUGAUCCUCCCGAGAAGAAACAAGAGAUACUAGGACACUGCUGGAAGGAUGACCAAGCCCAGCCUGAUCAGCUCUUCCUCCACGACACUUUCCCCGACGGCUUCCUCUGGGGCGCAGGCAGCGCUGCCUAUCAGAUCGAGGGUGGCUGGCGACAGGGUGACAAAGGGGCCUCCAUCUGGGACACCUUCACCCACCGACCCACCACUCCAGCAGGGUCCAUCCUGCCAGGUCCAACUGGAGGUGAUGUGGCCAGCGACAGCUACAACAACAUCUUCCGUGACAUCGAGGGGCUGAGGCACCUGGGGGUCUCCCACUAUCGCUUCUCACUGGCCUGGACUCGACUGAUGCCCAACGGCACAGCACCCAUCAAUCCCGUUGGGCUGGCCCACUAUGGCCGAGUCCUGAGCCGCCUGCGGGAGCUGGGCAUAGAGCCCGUCGUCACUCUCUACCACUGGGACCUGCCACAGGGCUUGCAGGAUGCCUUCGGCGGCUGGGUCAGCCCUGUCCUGCCUAACCUCUUCCGUGACUACGCCGAGCUCUGCUUCCGGCAUUUUGGCGGACAGGUCCGCUACUGGUUGACCAUGGACAACCCUUAUGUGGUGGCCUGGCACGGAUAUGGCACUGGGCGGUUGCCACCUGGCGUGCAGGGUGGCCCACGCCUGGGCUACCGCGCGGCACACCACUUGCUGCAGGCACACGCUAAAGUCUGGCAUCUGUACAAUGAUCAUUUUCGUCCCACUCAAAAAGGAAAAGUGUCCAUUGCCCUUAGCUCUCACUGGAUAAAACCUCAACAUAUGACUGAAAAAAAUAUAAAAGAAUGUCAAAAAUCCCUUGAUUUUGUGCUUGGCUGGUUUGCUAAGCCCAUAUUUAUUAAUGGUGACUAUCCAGAGAGCAUGAGGAGUAACCUCUCAUCUCUGCUGCCUGAAUUCAGUGAAGAAGAAAAGAAGUACAUCAAGGGAACAGCUGACUUUUUUGCUCUUUCUUUUGGAGCUACCUUGAGUUUCCAGCUCUUGGACUCUCACAUGAAAUUCCAGCAGUUGGAAUCAAUAAGCUUGAGGCAGCUCCUUUACUGGAUAAGCACUGAAUACAACAACCCCCCAGUUUUCAUUGUGGAAAACAGCUGGUUUGUUUCUGGUAGCACCAAGAGAGACGAUGCCAAAUACAUUUAUUAUCUCAAGAAGUUCAUUAUGGAAACCUUGAAAGCCAUCCGGUACGAUGGAGUUAAUGUGUUCGGAUACACAGUCUGGUCCCUCCUGGAUGGCUUUGAAUGGCACAGGGGAUACAGCAUUCGGCGCGGAUUGUUUUAUGUUGACUUCCAAAGCCACGACAAAAAGCUGAUACCAAAAUCUUCUGUCUUGUUCUAUCAAAAGUUGAUAGAAAAAAAUGGCUUCCCUCCUUUGCCUGAAAACCAGCCCACAGAAGGGGUCUUUCCUUGUGGCUUUGCCUGGGGGAUUGUUGACAACUACAUUCAGGUAGACACAACUCCUGCCCAGUUUCUUGAUCCUAAUGUUUAUGUGUGGGAUGUUCACCAGACGAAGAAAUUAAUUAAAGUGGAUGGAGUUUUCACCUCCAAACGCAAGCAUCACUGUGUUGAUUUUGCUGCCAUCAGAUUCCAGAUCUCUCUUCUGCAGGAAAUGCAUGUCACUCACUUCCAUUUUUCACUGAAGUGGUCUUCAGUCCUUCCUUUAGGCAAUCUUUCUCUAAUCAACCACACACUUGUACAUUAUUAUCAGUGUUUCUCCAGUGAACUUCUCAGAGUUAAUAUAACUCCUGUUGUUGCUUUAUGGCAACCUAUGGCUGAGAAUCAAGAGCUUCCAACUUCUCUUGCCAAAUAUGGAGCUUGGGAAAACUCAGAAACUGUUAAGGCUUUUGUUGAGUAUGCAAAAUUCUGCUUUGCAAGUCUUGGGGACCAUGUAAAAUUUUGGAUCACAAUGAAUGAACCAUCUGUGAAAAACUUGACAUACACUGCAGGACACAAUCUGUUGAAAGCCCAUGCGAAAGCAUGGCGUCUUUAUGACAAAGAAUUCAGAAGAUCUCAGAAGGGUAAAAUAUCUAUAGCUCUACAAGCUGACUGGGUAGAACCAGCUUGUCCCUUUUCCAGGAAUGACCAAGAAGUUGCUGACAGAAUUUUACAGUUUGACAUUGGCUGGCUUGCAGAGCCCAUCUUUGGCAAUGGUGACUACCCACACGUGAUGAGGGCGUGGCUUCACCAGAGAAACAGCGUUGACCUGUAUAAUUUCCACUUGCCUUCUUUCUCAGAAGACGAAAAGAAAUUAAUUCAGGGCUCAUUUGAUUUCUUUGCCUUAAGUCACUACACAACUACUCUUGUGGGCUGGGAGAAAGAAGAUGCGCUGAAAUAUGACCACUAUCUUGAAGUUCAGAUGAUCAAUGACAUCACAUGGCUGCACUCCCCCAGCAGAGCUGCAGUAGUGCCCUGGGGACUGCGUAAAGUGCUCAGAUGGGUUAAAUCAAAAUAUGGCAAUGUCCCGGUUUAUGUUAUGGCUAAUGGAAUUGAUGAUGACCAGAAUAUGGUGCACGAUAGGCUCAGAGUAUAUUACAUACAGAAUUACAUCAAUGAAGCUUUAAAAGCUUAUGCCUUGGAUAAUGUUAAUCUCCAAGGAUAUUUUGUCUAUUCUUUUAAUGACAAGACUGCUCCUAAAUAUGGUCUGUACAGUUAUGUUGCAAACCAAUAUGAACCAAAGCCUUCUAUGAAGCACUACAGAGAAAUAAUUGACAACAAUGGUUUUCCUGGUCCUGACACUGCUGAGGUGCUGUGCCCGGAGGAGACUGCUGUGUGUCCUGAAUGCCACUUUUUCCGAACCAGAAAAUCAUUAUUUGCCUUCAUCUCUUUCAUAUUUGUUGCUUUUAUUGUUACUAUAUUCUGCAUUAUGUACUACUCCAAAAGAGCAGAAAGACGGUAUAAAUAGAGCUGCCCCUGCAUCCAUCACCCACGGCCCUUUUUCUCACAUCCCCUUAGGUGAUCUGAAAUGGGAGUGCACAGUGUGGUGGUCACUUCAGCACUAGGAAGGCAUGCACACUGCUUGCUGCUGCAGGUCACUGACAGCGAGCAAAUAUUGCUAGCAUAUGGCUUCCAGAAACCACUCUCCGUGGUUUAAUACAUAUGGUUUGGGACCAGUCUUUAAUUCCUGUGGUUGGAGCUAUCCCACAACCUUCCUUGGGACC